CGGCGUCCAUGGCGGGACAACUGAAGAAGCAGUUAAAGGAAGCAGUGAAGAUCAUCAGCUCCGGUGGUCUCCUGUUUGCCUCCUACCUCACUGUGGUUGGAGAUGAGCAUUUCUAUGCCAAACAGCUCAUGCCGUUGUUACAGAGGAUUAUUGGGGCAGAGACGGCCCACGUGAUGGCAGUUAAGAUCAUAGGUCUUGGAAUUGUACCUCGAAAUCGCUACCAAGACCCAGCCUCUUUGGAAGUGAACAUCAUGGGUCGCAAGUUCAAAAACCCUAUUGGGAUUGCAGCAGGCUUUGACAAGCAUGGAGAAGCUGUAGAUGGACUCUAUAAAGUGGGUUUUGGCUUUGUUGAGGUAGGGACCAUCACGCCCAAACCACAGCAGGGGAAUCCCAAACCACGUGUGUUUCGGCUCACUACAGAUCAAGCGGUCAUUAAUAGGUAUGGAUUCAACAGCUGUGGUCUGGCAGAAGUGCAGCAAAGGCUGAAGGCAAGGGAAGCAACCCAGCAAGAACUGAGCAAAGCUGGCCUGCCCCUGGGCAUCAACCUGGGGAAGAACAAGUUGUCCCAGGAUGCGGGGGCAGAUUACCUGGAGGGCGUGAGACUGCUGGGGCCUCUGGCUGAUUAUCUGGUGGUCAACGUCAGCAGCCCUAAUACCCCAGGCCUGAGGGACCUACAGGGAAAGACAGAGCUCCGACAGCUCCUGCUCAGGGUGCUGAGGGAGAGAGACGCUCUGCAGGGAGAGCGCAGACCUCCGGUCCUGGUGAAGAUCGCUCCUGACCUCACAGCGCAGGACAAACAAGACAUCGCAGAGGUCGUCACAGAGCUGGGGGUGGACGGUCUGAUGGUUUCCAACACCACGGUGUCUCGGCCGAUGACCCUGCAGGAUGUGCAGAGCUCUGAGGCGGGGGGCCUAAGCGGCCAACCCCUCAAAGACCUCUCCACGCACACCGUCAGAGAGAUGUACAGCCUCACUGAAGGAAAAAUACCAAUUGUGGGAAUUGGAGGCGUGGCCAGUGGACAAGACGCCAUGGACAAGAUCCGCGCUGGUGCUUCACUGGUCCAGCUGUACACGGCUCUGACCUACCAGGGCCCACCUGUUGUAACAAAGAUUAAGCGGGAACUAGAACAGCUUCUCAAGGAUCAGGGCUUCAGUAGCAUUUCGGAGGCAGUCGGAGCAGACCAUAGGGGAGCAGAUGGGACUGUUCCUAGGCAGUGUCUACACAGAGACAGAGCAAAUGUCAGCACAGACACUGGGACCACUGCUGUGCCAGUAGCUGUGGCUGCCGUCUCCUCCUCCUAGGCUGCGGGACCCACGAUCGACUGUGCCAUUUUCUGUGUGGCCAGGGAUAACCAACGCACCAUGUCUGCUGUGACUUAUAAGGCAGGAGACGCUGUGGUAAAGUUUGGUUCAGUCCAGAGUUUUAGAAGUCAAGGGGAGAAUGCAGACGUCUAUAAAGCUGUUCACUGACAUUGUAAUGUUAGUCUGUACACCUGGAAUGUAUAUUUUAAUGUGAAGAAAUCCCACAGUUGGAAAGCUGCCCUAUGGUUGUAGCUUUUAUUUAUUAAUUGUGUUGUUGAUCUGCCUGUCAUAUGUACAAUGUCAAAGAAGUCACAGCAUUUCACACCACAAGUGCUUAUGAUAUCUAAACAUGGGCCAUAGGCCCGUGUUCAUAUAUUUUAUGGACAAAUAUCUUGUGCGUAUGCCAUAUCCGCCAUAUUUCACAUGGCUGACAUGUAAAAUUGUGCAUUCACUGUUAAAAAAAAUUCAUUAUGGUCGUCACAAAAUGUGUAAUUUCAGCCCUCUAAGAAUCAAUUCUGUGUUGUUUAUCUUUACUCAUUUGAUUAACAGGUAUAACAGAGAGUAAAAGUCACCUCAAAAUUAUUGUUUGUCCUCGACAACGGUGGGAGUUGUCCUGUAUGGGUUGUGUAAGAGAUUUGUCAUUUAGAGAAAUAAAUCACCAUCAUGUGAAUC
This is a messenger RNA of Lampris incognitus (smalleye Pacific opah), 1973 nucleotides long. RefSeq names its product dihydroorotate dehydrogenase (gene dhodh). Lineage: Eukaryota; Metazoa; Chordata; Actinopteri; Lampriformes; Lampridae. Gene Ontology annotation, cellular component: cytoplasm; mitochondrial inner membrane. The coding region runs from base 9 to 1301 and encodes 430 amino acids. The transcript has 9 exons. The record is from RefSeq and is a predicted model, not a curated record. Gene Ontology annotation, biological process: pyrimidine ribonucleotide biosynthetic process; 'de novo' pyrimidine nucleobase biosynthetic process. Gene Ontology annotation, molecular function: dihydroorotate dehydrogenase activity.